This is a messenger RNA of Chaetura pelagica (chimney swift), 870 nucleotides long. RefSeq names its product brain-specific homeobox/POU domain protein 3. The coding region runs from base 1 to 870 and encodes 289 amino acids. The record is from RefSeq and is a predicted model, not a curated record. Lineage: Eukaryota; Metazoa; Chordata; Aves; Apodiformes; Apodidae. Gene Ontology annotation, molecular function: DNA-binding transcription factor activity, RNA polymerase II-specific; RNA polymerase II cis-regulatory region sequence-specific DNA binding. Gene Ontology annotation, biological process: regulation of transcription by RNA polymerase II. The transcript has 2 exons.
AUGGGUGAACUGGGGGUCCCAGCCCCCGGGAACACGGAGGCGGCACCGAGCUGGUGGGACACGCCGGAUGCCACGUACCACACCAUGAGCAGCGUCUCCUGCACUCCUACCUCGUCCUCCGUCCACCUGCACCACCCCUCCGUGCUGACCACACACCAUCCCCACCACCACCACCACCACCAGCCCGCCCAGGGCUUGGAGGGCGAGCUCCUGGACCACCUCAACACCUCCCUCCCUCUCGGGGGGGUGCCGGGCCCGGACGUGGGUUCCACGCCUUCCCACCCUCACUCCCACAUGUCUGCCAUCAACCACAUGGCCCAUCACUCCCAACCUAUGAACAUAACCCACUCCCACGGCCUCGCUUCCCACGCCGGCAUCUCUGGCCCCGAGCCGGAGACGGACCCGCGGGAGCUGGAAUCCUUCGCCGAGCGCUUCAAGCAGAGGAGGAUCAAACUGGGGGUGACCCAAGCGGAUGUGGGGUCCGCCCUGGCCAACCUGAAGAUCCCAGGGGUCGGCUGCCUUAGCCAAAGCACAAUCUGCAGGUUUGAAUCCCUCACUUUGUCCCACAACAACAUGGUGGCCCUCAAACCCAUCCUAGAAGCUUGGCUGGAAGAAGCCGAGAGGGCUCAGAGGGAGAAAAUGACCAAACCUGAGAUCUACACGGGGGGGGACAAGAAACGCAAGAGGACCUCGAUCGCCGCCCCCGAGAAGCGUUCCCUGGAGGCUUAUUUCGCUGUGCAGCCCCGACCCUCCUCCGAGAAAAUCGCUGCCAUCGCCGAGAAGUUAGACUUGAAGAAGAACGUGGUGCGGGUCUGGUUUUGCAAUCAGAGACAGAAGCAGAAAAGGAUGAAAUUUUCUGCCACCUACUGA